This is a messenger RNA of Brienomyrus brachyistius, 3760 nucleotides long. RefSeq names its product mitochondrial basic amino acids transporter (gene slc25a29l). Gene Ontology annotation, molecular function: high-affinity L-arginine transmembrane transporter activity. Gene Ontology annotation, cellular component: mitochondrion. The transcript has 6 exons. The record is from RefSeq and is a predicted model, not a curated record. Lineage: Eukaryota; Metazoa; Chordata; Actinopteri; Osteoglossiformes; Mormyridae. Gene Ontology annotation, biological process: mitochondrial L-ornithine transmembrane transport. Bases 986 to 1933 code for a protein of 315 amino acids.
GAACUCACCACUGCUAUACAGAAAUAGAAAGCGCUAGAAAGGACAGGGGGUACGAAAGAUUAUCUGCUGCUCGAUAGAGCUGUAUGUUAUAUGAAUAAAUCAUAUUCCUCAAAUCAUACCUGGCCAGUCAUAUUCAAGACUUCCAUCAGACUCAUCCGAGAUCACAGACCAAAGCCCUAGGAAAAGUAUAUUUAAUUAACUGGAAGCACAGGCAAUUGAACUACCUAGCUAGCUGAACGUAGUUGGGAGGGAGGGGAAACGCACAACUUAAGAGAGAGGGAUCGUGGUUCAGCAGGAAAUCUCGACGGAUAGUGACUAGUUUAGCGGGAGAAAAAUUGCUAGCUAAGUUGUACAAGGGAAUGGCACUGGACUUUGUUGCAGGAUGCAUCGGAGGUGCUGCUGGUGUUUUGGUAGGACACCCCUUUGAUACUGUAAAGUCAAGGUGGACUCCCCACGCCACUAAAAAAACAUAUCAAACGAAAUCUUGCUUCGGCAAGAGCAGAGAGAUGGGUGAAGGGCAGAAGGUGCAUCUGUGUUCACGUCGUCUUCCCCGUGAACGUGGCAUUGCAUGCUUAGUGUUUAGUCUGAGACGCCAGAAGAGUGUCCGUGUAUAUAAUGUGACAAUCAUUUGACACACUGAACAGUGAGUGCGACUGCAUGAUGGGUACUCUGUGCUCAGCGGCUGUUCAGUACGUUCGGGGGGGGGGGGGGGGGGGGGGGGGGGGGGGGAUGUGCAAGCUCAGUUUAUUUUUCCAGAUCCACACUAUGAACAACUAAAUGUUCUCAAGCCUUUAAUCUCCUGCAUCCUUCCACUGCCUCCCCCCCCCCCCCCCCCAAAUAAGUCACAAACUAACCUUCUAACCCCAGGAUGUGUGCAGAAUUCAUAGAAAGACAGUCAUGUCUGUUAAGAUGAACUGCAGCUACCCCCACUUUCCCUGCUCUCUCUUCUCUUUCUAUAACCUUCUUAGGGAUUCUGUAUGUUUGAAUGCUAUGUUUUGUUAACUCCAGGAUCCCCCUGUAUACAAGAUGCCACACCCGACUUGCCGAUGAAAGUGAGGCUUACACUACCUCUUCACGGAAGUGUUACCUUGUGCGUCUACAGGUGCAAAAUGUGGACAAGCCUCUAUAUCGGGGGACUUUUCACUGCUUCCAGUCCAUUAUACGGCAGGAGUCUGUGUUGGGGCUGUACAAAGGCAUCGGGUCACCUAUGAUGGGCCUAACGUUCAUCAACGCCAUCGUGUUUGGCGUCCAGGGCAAUACCCUGCGGCGGCUAGGCCAGGACACGCCGCUCAAUCAGUUCCUGGCAGGGGCAGCGGCCGGGGCCAUCCAGUGCGUCAUCUGCUGUCCCAUGGAGCUGGCCAAGACACGCAUGCAGAUGCAGGGCACAGGCGAGAAGAAGUCUAAGAAAAAGCUGUACAAGAACUCCCUAGACUGCCUGGUGCGCAUCUACAACAAGGAGGGGAUGCGGGGCAUCAAUCGUGGCAUGGUGUCCACCUUCAUCCGCGAGACGCCUGGCUUUGGCGUCUACUUCCUGGCCUAUGACAUGCUGACGCGCUCGCUGGGCUGCGAGCCCGAAGACCCGUACAUGAUCCCCAAGCUCCUCUUUGCCGGUGGCAUGUCGGGCAUCGCCUCCUGGAUCUCCACCUACCCGGUGGACGUCAUCAAGUCCCGCCUCCAGGCCGACGGCGUGGGCGGCGUCAACCAGUACAGCGGCAUCGUGGACUGCAUGCGGCAGAGCUGGCAGAAGGAGGGCUGGCGCGUGUACACGCGCGGGCUCACUUCCACGCUGCUGCGCGCCUUCCCCGUCAACGCCACCACGUUUGCCACCGUGACUCUGUUCCUCAUGUACAUGAGGGGUGACGGGGGGGCGCUGAAGGAAUGUGAGCCCGCCCCUCAUACGAUGCAACAGCAGGCACAGCCCUCUAGCCUGUGACUGAUUCGAGUCAUGGGUCCCACCCCUCCUCCCUUGCUCACUGAGAGCGCCACCUUCUGUCCAGCAGUCGCCAUGGCCUGCAUGAGAGAACCCAGCAUGGACAGGCUUAUUUUUAUAACUUCUAUAUGCAGAGUGAAACUCUAUGCAUGUAAAUAUAACAUGCCCCCUUCGGUUUUUAUUUGCUUUAGUUUUUUUUUUCCUGUACAAAGCAAGUUAUUUUAUUUUAUUUACGGUUUUAGUUCCUUACUUUGACAUUUAGCAGUAAGGAUGAGGGAAAAAAAACGCGAUCCCCCCCCCCCCCAAAAAAAAUGGUUGUCAGAUAUUAAGAAGUUCGACACUUCUUGCUUAAUAAUCUCACGAGUUAAAGAUGCUCUUUGAGGGUGAGUCUGUGCUGGAUUGAUACACUGAGUCUCAGUGUAUCGUUAAGGCCAUUUGCUGCUGUAGUACACAGCAUCUCCAGGGGCUUUCCAAAGGGGACAAGGACAGAAUAAUUAUUAGUAAAACUGAAAGUCUGUCAUCCCACAGCUGUCCACAAGGAAACUGCACCGCCCCCCCCACGAACACUGGUACGCAACGACAUUCCAGCGUGGGGGGGGAAUUGCCAGGAGUUUUGCUGGCAUGUCGCAGCCCGUUUCAUCAGGGUCGUCUUCUCCGAUGAAACCGCCAGUAGUAAGAAUGCACCGAGGUGAAGUGUAAAUGUCACCCGGCUGGCAUAGGGGUUAGUGAAAUACACCAGGUAGGUUCAGGUCAGUGGAAAUAGGAGGAGGAACAUCGCUGACCCUGUAGAGCAGUGGAUCUCAAACUCGGGUCCCACUGCUGUGCUCGUUUUCCAGCUAUCCCUGCCCCACACAAUCCCAGCUGUCUUUCAGCUUCUGAUUGCUGAUUACCUCAAUCAGGUGUGUUCAGUCAGUGUGUGGGGCAGGGAUAGCUGGAAAACAAGCAGGGCAGUGGGGUCUGAGGACUGAGUUUGAGAACCACUGCUGUAGAGGGACACCAGGCAGCGAUUUACAAACUGAAGUUCUUUAGUGGCAUCAGAUGGAACCUACAGCCUGUGAAAUGAAUGUUUUUAAAUUUGAGGUCCUGGUCAUGUGUGAAUGUAUAUAAUGUCCAUGUUCUGGGCACUAUGAUCUCCCACCUUUCAUUGUUAUUUUUGACGACACUGUGCCCUGUAUUUAAGUUUGUGGUUCUCUCGAGUGGACUGUCAGAAUACAUUAUUUAUUUCCCUGGUUUCCUCGUCUCCCUUAGUACGGAUUUACCAUUGUUAAAGAUUAUCAAAGCCUUCCACAUUUCUCACAUUAACUGCCUUUUGUUCAAGACAAUAAGAGGGCAGAGUCUGCAAAAGCAAUUGGAGCGGGGGGAUCUUGGAUUUCGGUCAUUCCGCAUGUGGGUGACCUCCCUUCCAAGCCAAAAUUGUCUGGUAGGAACGUUCUGAGGAGAACGGCUUAAGUUUCCUGAGCGACGCCGCUCGUUUGGGGAACGGUGCAAUAUUUACGUCCGUCAGUGUUUUGUCUGCUCGUUUGCGUGUUUUUGUUCUCGUGUCACACAAAAGGGAAAAGCUGUUAUUUUUUUAAAUCGUGUAACCAGGAUACUGGCGCUGUUUCCUGUGGGGUUUGGAACCCAAGAUGCCUCCUGCUACAGAGGUUUGUAUGUUACUGGACAGGCAUGACUACUGAAAGCAAUCCAUUGUAUAAUAUUAAAUAAGGGCUGAAACUAUGAGGCAAUCUUUCUUGGUAAACAAAAGUAGGCACGUCAGGUUAGACAGCUAUGCAGUAACCUGAAAUGGUCAACCUGCCUUUUACCAAAGAAAUAAAGAUACAUCUAAUCCUG